AUGGUGAGCUUGUGGUUCCCUGGGGGCACCUGGAUGGCAGCCCUGACACUGAUGAUGGUUGUGCUGAGCCUUCCGCUGGCUUUAUCCAGGAACACUCAACCACAUUUCCUGGAGCAGCUUAAGGCUGAGUGUCAUUUCACCAACGGGACUGAGCGGGUGCGGCUUCUGGAGAGAUACAUCUACAACCGGGAGGAGGAUGUGCGCUAUGACAGUGACGUGGGCGAGUACAGGGCGGUGACGGAGCUGGGGCGGGCAGAUGCCAAGCUCUGGAACAGCCAGAAGGAGCUCCUGGAGGACAGACGGGCCGCGGUGGAGAGGUGCAAACACAACUAUGGGGUCCUUGACAACUUCCUGGUGCAGCGGCGAGUGGAGCCUAAGGUGACUGUGUACCCUUCAAAGACGGAGCCCCUGCAGCACCACAACCUCCUGGUGUGCUCUGUGAGUGGUUUCUAUCCAGGACACAUUGAAGUCAAAUGGUUCCGGAAUGGCCAAGAAGAGGAGGCUGGGGUUGUGUCCACAGGACUGGUCCGCAAUGGAGACUGGACCUUCCAGAUGCUGGUGAUGCUUGAAGCCGUCCCUCAGAGUGGAGAGGUUUACUCCUGCCAAGUGGAGCACCCGAGCCUGGAGAGCCCUGUCACCGUGGAAUGGAGAGCACAAUCCGGAUCUGCACAGAGCAAGAUGCUGAGUGGCAUCGGGGGCUUCGUUCUGGGGGUGCUCUUCCUCGGGGCGGGGCUGUUCAUCCACUUCAGAAAUCAGAAAGGACACUCUGGAGUUCAGCCAACAGGUCUCUUCCUGGCCCGUCUGGCAGCGGGCAGAGCCCCUUCUGGUGGUGGGCGGGAGUUCUUCCGUCUGGCCUAUACUUAA
Elephantulus edwardii (Cape elephant shrew) is the source of this 864-nucleotide messenger RNA. RefSeq names its product HLA class II histocompatibility antigen, DRB1-1 beta chain-like. The record is from RefSeq and is a predicted model, not a curated record. Gene Ontology annotation, cellular component: lysosomal membrane; late endosome membrane; MHC class II protein complex. Bases 1 to 864 code for a protein of 287 amino acids. Gene Ontology annotation, molecular function: MHC class II protein complex binding. Lineage: Eukaryota; Metazoa; Chordata; Mammalia; Macroscelidea; Macroscelididae. The transcript has 6 exons. Gene Ontology annotation, biological process: positive regulation of T cell activation; immune response; peptide antigen assembly with MHC class II protein complex.